AUGGCACCCGCCCGCCUCCACUGCGUCCGCCACGCCCAAGGCUACCACAACCUCACAACCGACAACCACAAGCUCCCCGACCCGGCCCUCACCGACCUCGGCAAGCAGCAAUGCGCCGACCUGCAACGCGCCUUCCCUUACCACGACCGCAUCACGCACGUCGUCGCCUCGCCCAUCAAGCGCACGCUCUGGACGGCUUUGCUCGCCUUCGCGCCCGCCAUCGCCGCCAAGAACCUGAAGGUCAUCGCGCUGCCCGAGAUACAGGAAACGAGCGACCUCCCGUGCGACACGGGCUCCGACCGCGCCGAGCUGGAGCGCGAGUUCGCCGGGCAGCCGGUCGACUUGUCGCGCGUCGAGGACGGGUGGAAUAGUAAGAAGGGCAGGUGGGCGGCGACGCCGGAGGCGGUGGCGGAGCGCGCGAGGGUGGCGAGGGUGUUUUUGAGGGAGUUGGCGGGGGAGGAUGGGGAGGUCGUUGUUGUGACGCAUGGUGGGUUGUUGCACACGUUUACGCAGGAUUGGAGUGGGUUUGGGAAAUUCUGCGGAACCGGCUGGGCCAAUACUGAGUACCGCACCUACACUUUUGUCCCCAAUUCUGGCGAUGAGGCCCGCAUCAUUGAGACCCCCGAGUCCCGCGCCAAGCGUGGCGCAUCGCCUUUCUCGGAGGAGGAGAACCGAAGGCUGAAGGAGAUGGCUGAGAGGGAAUGGCUGACACAAGAAUUUGAGAACCAGACGAAGGAUCCGGCGACUGGUCCGGCGAUCCAAGAAGUAGGUGCUGAAGCCGUAAAGGCCCAGGGUUAG
Messenger RNA from Lasiodiplodia theobromae, 798 nucleotides. RefSeq names its product Histidine phosphatase superfamily clade-1. Gene Ontology annotation, cellular component: cytoplasm. The transcript has 2 exons. Lineage: Eukaryota; Fungi; Ascomycota; Dothideomycetes; Botryosphaeriales; Botryosphaeriaceae. Bases 1 to 798 code for a protein of 265 amino acids. Gene Ontology annotation, molecular function: phosphatase activity. The record is from RefSeq and is a predicted model, not a curated record.